CCCUGGUGUCCCGGGGGUCCCGGGCUGGGGGUCCCAGGGGUCCCGGGGGUCCCGGGGGAGGCGCGGGAGUGCGGGGGCCGUGGGCGGGGCGGGGGCUGUUUUUUAUGAAUGGGCCGCGAUUACUAUGCGGCGCGCGCGCUCCCGCGCUGGCCGCGCGGGCGCUGAUUGGCUGCGGCGCGCCAUUGACGUCACGGCGGGCCGGGGGCCGUGAGUCACGCCGAGCCCCCCGAGCCCCCGGCCCCGCUCGGGCGCUAUAACCCGGCCGGGCCCAUGGCAGCGCGGCCCCGCCGGGCAGCCCAGCGCAGCCCGGGCCCCGCGUCCCGCCAGAAAAACCCCCUCGGAGCAAACAGCGAGCCCACCCUCAAGCCCCGCUGCUCUGCCCACCCUCCUGAAGACAGCCCUUGGGGGCAGGCAGCCCUGUCCCGCCGGGUGGCACAGGGCAGCCCGCGGGCAGCAGGUGCUGAGGGGCUGCUCUCGGAGGUCCCUCUGCCACCAUGAUGGAGAAGGGGCCCCCCAACUCCAGCGAGGGCCAGCAGGGCUGGUUCUCAGCCAGGAACGGCAGCGGCAGCUCCGUGGGUCUGGAGUCCGUGGCGCAGCCCCUCGCCCUGAGCCCCUGGGACGUCGUGCUCUGCGUCUCGGGGACCAUCAUCUCCUGCGAGAACGCCGUGGUGCUGCUGGCCAUCCUCCACACGCCGGCCCUCCGCGCCCCGGCCUUCCUCCUCCUCGGCAGUCUGGCCACCGCCGACCUGCUGGCGGGGCUGGGGCUGCUGCUGCACGGCGCCCUCGAGUACCUCGUGCCCUGGGAGGCGGCCAGCCUGCUGACCGUGGGGCUGCUGGUCGCCUCCUUCACGGCCAGCGUCAGCAGCCUGCUGAGCAUCACCAUCGACCGCUACCUGUCCCUGUGCAACGCGCUGACCUACCACUCGGAGAGCACGGUCAGCAGGACGCACGUCAUGCUGCUGCUCACCUGGGGAGCCUCCGCGUGCUGCGGGCUGCUGCCCGCGGCGGGCUGGAACUGCCUGGGGCAGCCCUCGGCCUGCAGCGCGGUGCGGCCGCUGACCCGCGGCCAGCUGGCCGCGCUGGCCGCCUGCCUGCUGGCCGCGCUGGCCGCCGUGCUGCAGCUCUACGGCGCCGCCACGCUGGCCGUCACCCUGGGCACGCCGGCGGCCUGCUGGCUGCCCUUCGCCCUCCACGGGCUGCUGGGGGGCCGCAGCUCGCCCGCCCUCCACACCUACGCCACGCUGCUGCCCGCCGCCUACAACUCCCUGCUGAACCCCGUCAUCUACGCCUUCCGCAACCGGGAGAUCCGGAAGGUUCUGUGGGCCGCGUGCUGCGGCUGCUCCGCGCCGCCCUGCCGCGCCCGCUCGCCCAGCGACGUCUGAGCCCCCGUGCCUUGCUGCUGGGCGUCCUUGGGUCCCCCUCUUCGUCCCGCAGGAGCUCCUGGAGCCAAGCAGCUCUUCCCAGCCUUGUCCUUUUUGGGCACAGCCCCUUCUUUUCCUCUAUUUUUCCACUUUUUGAAUGGAGAGAAAGACGUAUUUUUUAUCCGUAAUAUAAUCUGUAUUUAUGCCUGAGAGAGAGGGGGCUGAUCCUCAUAUUUUCUUUAAAACUAUUUAUGAUGCUUUAUUUUUUAAGGGUGGGGAAACGCCAGGAACGUUCACCCCCCUCUUGUUUUUGUUUUUUUUUACAACCUUGUUGUUUACCUCAGAUAGUCAAAAUAUAUUUUAUACAUUUGGGGAGGGGGAGGAGAGACUCGUUACCGGAGGAGGAGGAGGGACUCAGCCCCCUCCCCCCCUUCUCCCCGCCGUCCAUUUAUUUAUUUAUUGGUAUUUGAAUUAUUAUUUAAUUUGAUUUCCGUGCCUCCCUCCCGCAUCCAGCGCUGGGCCCUGCUGCCCUCUAGUGCUCGCUGCCUUCAGGAGGGGGGGCUGCCGGAGGCGCUGCACCCCCAAACCCACGAGUUCUGGGGUCCCCUGUGUGCUGCCCACCCCCCCCGGCACCCAGGGCUCCCCCUGCCAAAGCCUUUCUUUGCACUGGGAUUGGAUUUGCACAUUUUGGGCUGGGGAUUUGGAUGUGAAGGGGACCCCCGGGAUGGGGACCCCUGGGUGGGUCAGGGUGGGGGGCUGCUUCUUGUUUACAACUCUGGGAGGGGAAUAAAUGGAUUUGUGGUGUGAGGUGCGGCCGUUUGGUGCUGGCGCGGAGUUCCCGGGGGGCACAGAGGCGGGGGCUCCCGGCUCCCACCAGGGCCAUGCCCCCGCUCGUGUCCCCGCUCCCGGCCGGGAGAUGCCGAGUGACAGCGCUGCCCGCGCCCUUCACAUCGCGUUAGCCGGAGCUGGCCCGGGGGAGCAGCGCUCCGGCCCCCGCCCCUCCUCAUCCUCACGGCCCCAGCAGGCGCAGGGGCUGCAUCCAGCCCGGCUGGUGACAUGUGACACCGGGGAUGGCGAGGACUCAUCGCCCCCAGGGGCUGCAGCCCGGCCCUGCGUCCAGCGGGAGCAGCAGCUCUGCCUCCCCCCGCCCCUCUCCCCAGCGCCCCCACACCCAAACCUGCCCGCGCAGGGUCCCGACGCCCAUCCCUGCUGCCUGUGGGGGCAGGGGAGGCUGCAUUAAUGAAGGCAGAGCUAAUUAGGGCAGCGCAGCCCCGCCGGGGCAGGUCUGUGCCCGCUCGGGGGGCAGCAGGUUGCCCAGGGGCGUUUGAGCCGGGAUGUGGCAGCGCCCCGGGCCGGGGGCAGCCCGGGCUCGGUGCCCAGGGACCCGUGUGGCUCUGUGCCCCCUCGGGCUCGGACCUGCUUAUGGCAGAGGAAAUGCAGAUUUCCCCGGGCUGAGCGAUGAGGGGAGGUGGGGCUGGGAGGGCUGAAGGACCCCCAGAUUGUCCCUGCUCUCCCAGGCUGGGCUCAGCACCGGGGAUGGGGAAUUUUGGGCUCCCCCUGUCCCCAGUGAGGCUGAGCCAGAGGCUGGAGCUGUUCACUCUACCCCAGGGCUCAGCCGAGAUCCCUCAGGAGAUA
Passer montanus (Eurasian tree sparrow) is the source of this 2996-nucleotide messenger RNA. RefSeq names its product G protein-coupled receptor 3 (gene GPR3). Gene Ontology annotation, cellular component: membrane. The coding region runs from base 495 to 1382 and encodes 295 amino acids. Gene Ontology annotation, molecular function: G protein-coupled receptor activity. Gene Ontology annotation, biological process: G protein-coupled receptor signaling pathway. The transcript is spliced from 2 exons. The record is from RefSeq and is a predicted model, not a curated record. Lineage: Eukaryota; Metazoa; Chordata; Aves; Passeriformes; Passeridae.